Molecule: messenger RNA, 2568 nt
Organism: Parastagonospora nodorum SN15
Lineage: Eukaryota; Fungi; Ascomycota; Dothideomycetes; Pleosporales; Phaeosphaeriaceae
Exons: 7
Coding region: 1-2568 (855 amino acids)
Molecular function (GO): chitin binding
Source: RefSeq, a predicted model, not a curated record
AUGGCCAUUCGUUAUUGUGCAUUUGACUCUCCCGACCUGGUAACGGCUAUCAACGGUGCCACCCCUACAUUCGCUUUCGCUGCAUCGAAUAACAAUUAUCUUGCGUUGCAAGGGACACUUCAUCUCUUCAACGGCUGUCUGCAGCCAUCUACACCCUUCACGGCACCAACCAUCUCCACGAUACCUGCUACCGCCUACCAAACUCCAUCCGCGCUUGCGACUGUUACGGAGUAUGUUCUAGAAACGAUUACCGACACAGACCUACGUUGUUCAAGGACCAGCAGCCAAGCUCAUGUCACUUCUUCGAGUGUAUUUACCUCUUCGAGCGUCGCCUUACCCUCUUCUCAGCCCAGCAGCAGUCAGGUGAUUGUAACAUCAACAGGCAGCGUAGUGAUACCAAGUAGUACACUGGGAGUAUCCGCAUCGCCUUCCUCGUCCACCGCCUCGUUUAUUGGGUCUACAAGAACAUCCAGUAGCACUGCCGCACUCCAAACACUAGAGGUCUCGCCCGAUGCAACAUGUGGUGGCAAGACUGGUUACACCUGUCAAGGGUCGAAGUGGGGUAAUUGCUGCAGCCAAUAUGGCUGGUGCGGAAACAAUUCGAAUUACUGUGCUUCUGGUUGCCAGCCAUUACAUGGUAGUAGCAAUGCAUUGCCUUCGACACUUUCAACACGAGUGUCGCUCACACCUACACUUCCAUCAGCUUCAUCUGUUCGCCCUGUGAAGAUCAGUACCGAUGCUCAUAUGGUUAUUGCGGAAGUACUCCUCAAUACUGUGGCGCUGGGUGUAAUCCACUUUUCGGGACUUGCAAAUCUUCUGGCACACCAGGGGUUCCUGCACUCAAGGUGUCUCGAGACACAAAAUGCGGUGAGUCAAGCGGCCAGACUUGUCAAGGGUCCAGCUUUGGAAACUGCUGUAGUUCUUACGGAUUCUCGCUUCGGGUCUUGCACAGCUCCUCGUGCUGUCCGAGACAGCAACCUGGAGAAGAGUCUUGUCAAAAAGCUUGCCCCCGUCCCGAGUCCAAUCCAUUGUGCGGGUCCCGACUAUACAUACCCACCGAUACCAGAGACGACCGUCUUUGUGACAACAAUCGUUCUUUCCGCCCCUGCAGUAUUCACGCAGAAAGUAACCAGAGGAGCUGUCCACGUCAGCGAUAGCUGUGAUGCAACAUCCUCUCCCAGUUAUGUUGUUUCGAUUCAAUCCGCACAUUCUAGCAAUGUAUUCGGCUCAAGCAGAGCCUCCACUAGCACUGUGGAGUCGGAUCCUUCGUCAUCAGUAGUUAUUUCAUCGAGUGUCUCGCAGUCCGAAUCAGCAUUUUCGACCUCUUCCUAUUCACAGGUUAUCGCAACAAGCUCUAUUCAGUCAGAAGCUGCGUCGUCCACCCCUGUACCAUCAGACUCGAUUACGCCUAGCUCUACUCCGUCAAUGACGGAGCCAGCUUCUAGUGCCUCCCAAUCGGAAAUUGGAUCAACUAGCCCGAUGCAAGCGGAAUCAACAUCUGUGAGCUCCUCACAGUCCGAAGUAGUAUCGACCAGCUCCGUACAAUCCGAUGUCGUGUCAUCCAGCUCUUCAGUCGCAGUGCCGACUAGCUCUACACAAUCCGAUAUUGUGUCAUCGAGCGUACUGGCCAGCUCUUUGGAAUCCGAAAUGGCUUCAUCAAGCUCUUCAGUCAUGGUACCGACAGGCUCUUCAGUGUCGGAAGCAGUUUCAUUCGUGGAGUCGAGUACAACAGUGUCGUCACCUUCUUCAGCGAGCCCAGGAUCGAGUACUACGCCGACUCCAACUCCGAUCACAUCCGAAAGGUUUUGCUUGAAAGUACUGAAUAGGGACCGCCCGACAUAUAACUACUUGGCUUACAUGACAAUCACGCAGGGUACGAUGCAUGUAUCCACUGCCAAUUUGGCAGCCAAUGUGGUAACCAAUGCACAGCUUAGGCUGUCUGAGUUCUCAUUGAACUCAAGCGGGCAACUGAAGCACGUAGUUCCUGUCAAUAAUUUGGCUUUCCCCGGAUUUCUCAUAUCCACUGCACAAAGCAACUUCAUGCGAUCAUACCGAGGCACAGAAGCCAAUGCUGUGCUGCCGAAUUGCGCGAUAAGAAUAGACGUUACCGGCUAUAUUGGGCAAGAGGUGUUGAAGUGCAAUAGCCACAUGCCCAGCGGACGGCCUUACACCGAGUUUCGUGUAUCCGCCAGUGGAAGCUUUACCUUCCUGUAUGGUUCCUCCGAUGUCAUUACCGACUCCUCGAUAAGUUAUCUCAUAGAGUUACUUGCCCAUCUUCCCAUGUUGUGCUUGAAACCAGGCGGUGAUAGCAGCAGAUACUAUCUGGGCUGCAUUGCCCAGGUACCCACCUCCGCUCGCGGGCAGCCGACGUCACUCUCCGGCCACAAGUACUAUCGCUUCGCCUACGGGAUACGCAUACUGUUGCUCACCACAUGUACUGAAGCUGGUCGCCGCUUACAGAUCACGCUCAGUUUGGCGAAUCCGUCUUCUUGUGCUUCAUCAACGACCCCAUGGGCCACUACCACAUCAUCACAGGACACAUCAACGACGUCGCAUACGACGACGUAG